Molecule: messenger RNA, 1963 nt
Organism: Raphanus sativus (radish)
Lineage: Eukaryota; Viridiplantae; Streptophyta; Magnoliopsida; Brassicales; Brassicaceae
Product: arabinosyltransferase RRA3
Exons: 3
Coding region: 564-1844 (426 amino acids)
Biological process (GO): root hair cell development
Molecular function (GO): glycosyltransferase activity
Source: RefSeq, a predicted model, not a curated record
AAAAAAACAUAUAACGAGAAAGGGUGACAUGAAGAAUUAGAAGUUGUGUGGUAGCCAAGGAUGACUUGCCUGCGUCUUGAACCAUAUUUAUCAGAGACUUGAUCAACAGUCUCUGAGUUUGGUUAUUCGUUAGGCAGUCUCCUUGGCUAUUCAGACACUUCUCUUUCUCCUCAUUUCACAUUUCUUUCUUUUUUUCAAAGACAAAACACCAAAAUAGUAGGCAAUUGAUUGUUGUUGGCCACUAAACUAUUUUCUUUUUUCUGGCUGGUCUUUAUAUUGAUGUUAUAGUAAACGAAACAAAGUUUUGGGAUCUCGUAUGAGAUUGGGGUGGACUUUGUCCAUCUAUAAGCAUUGAGGCGGGUUUGAUAAUAGAAGAGAUCACUUGUUUUGUAACAACAGAGUUUUGGACAACGAAAGAGGCCAAAACAAGCUGUCUAUUUCCGUUAACCACUUCUAAAACCAAAGAGCUUUGACCCAAAGACCACCGAAGAAAACAGAACACUGUACAAACUUCUCCUCUUCUGAUCUCGUUUAGUGAAGAGAGGAGAGAAAAGUCAGAGGCCAUGAUGGCGGGUCGUAGAGACAGAACACAACAGCUCCGUGGAUCUCGAAUCGCGAUCGCCAUCCUCGUCGGUAUCAUCAUCGGCUGCGUAUGCGCCGUUAUGUUCCCAAACGGCUUCUUCAACUCAACAAACUCCUCUCUCACCGUUAACGAACGCGUCCAGGUUGGAUCAUCCUCUUGUGAAUCCUCCAAGACGCUGAAGUCAGACUUCGCAUCUCUCUCAGAGAAGAACAAUAAGCUAAAGAAACAGAUCAAAGAGCUAACGGAGAAGCUUCGUUUAGCAGCAGAACAAGGAUCAGACAAUGCAAAGAAACAGGUUCUGUCUUUAGGAUCAUCAUCACAGAUAAAGCCUGGUCCUUUCGGAACCGUCAAGAGCCUAAGAACAAACCCAACAAUCCUCCCGGACGAAUCUGUAAACCCAAGACUCGCGAAGAUCCUAAAGAACAUCGCUGUGGAUAACAAAGAGGUCAUCGUGGCUCUCGCAAACGCUAACGUGAAAGCGAUGCUAGAGGUCCAGAUCGCUAGCGUGAAGAGACUGAGCAUAAAAAACUACCUGGUCGUGGCACUGGACGAUUACAUAGAGAGUUUCUGUAAACAAAACGACGUUGCUUAUUACAAGAGAGACCCGGACGAGGACGUGGACGCUGUCGGGAAAACAGGAGGCAACCACGCCGUCUCCGGCCUCAAGUUCCGUGUCCUACGAGAGUUCUUGCAGCUAGGCUACGGCGUUCUCCUCUCGGACGUGGACAUCGUCUUCCUGCGGAACCCGUUCGGUCAUCUCUACAGAGACUCUGACGUUGAGUCGAUGAGCGAUGGGCAUAGCAACAUGACGGCUUACGGGUUCAACGAUGUCUUUGAUGAGCCGGCCAUGGGGUGGGCUAGGUACGCUCACACCAUGAGGAUAUGGGUUUUCAACUCGGGUUUUUUCUAUCUCAGGCCCACGGUCGCUUCGAUAGAGCUGCUGGAUCGGGUUGCGGAUAGGUUAUCCAAGGGGAAACUGUGGGACCAGGCGGUUUUUAAUGAGGAGUUGUUUUAUCCGUCGCGUCCUGAGUAUGUUGGACUGCAUGCUUCGAAGAGGGUGAUGGAUAUGUAUGAGUUUAUGAACAGUAAGGUUCUUUUCAAGACUGUUAGGAAGAGUGAGGAGCUGAAGAAGAAGGUGAAGCCUGUGAUUGUUCAUGUGAAUUAUCAUCCGGAUAAGCUUGAUAGAAUGAGAGCAGUGGUUGAGUUUUAUGUGAAUGGUAAGCAAGAUGCUCUUGAUAGCUUCCCAGAUGGUUCUGAAUGAAUUCAUUCACCUGAAAAGCAGUGUAGGCUCAUGUUUAGUGCUCCAUUUUUUUUAUUGUAUUAUGAGUUUUAUGUAACUUCUAGCUCUGUUUCAUCAUUUAGUAUUAUCUCAAGUUUGAA